AUGUCUAGUGCUGGCUGGAGCUGGACGAUUCCAGAACCACAGGAUCGGAUUGAUUUUAUAUUUUAUAAAGGUCCACUGUUAAAGCCUGUGCAGUCGUAUACAUAUCAGGGCCAUACGGUGAACCUUCUGAACAAUUGCGAUUUGACUAGACCAACACAGUUUCAGGAACCUAAAAAAAUGCGUGAAUUUUCCGAUACUUAUAGUAAACACAAAUAA
Messenger RNA from Gongylonema pulchrum, 216 nucleotides. The record is from the annotation of a GenBank genome assembly. Lineage: Eukaryota; Metazoa; Nematoda; Chromadorea; Rhabditida; Gongylonematidae.